ACUUCAGGAAGGAAGGCCAAAGAGCCCACUGCGAUCCCCUUCACACCUCCUUCUCCCCGCGCCGUACGCAGCACCGAGCACCCCCGCGGCCGGCUUCUGCACGCAGCAACCCCCACCGCCGCAUCAAGCAAUCCCCCGCGGCUUCUGCAAUCUGGUCCCCCCCCCCCCCCCGGGUCGCCCCUAACACCCACGGCAGUGGUGUUGAGCGCGGCGGCCACGAGCGGCGGGCGGCGGCCGCCUCCUGCGGCCGGGCAGGCGGCUGCCCCUUCUCUUCGAGUUCGCGGCCACCGCCUGUGGCUGGAUCCGUUGUUCGCCGCCGGGAACGGGUAGGGUACACUGGCUAGAUCUAGAGUACGGUUGGCCGUUCCCCGGCCUGACCAGGUCCGGCGAACCGGUCCCAGUCCGCUGUUGAACCCGACAGCCGGAGGACUACACGGAGGAGGUGGCGGAAAAUUAGAGCGCGUCGCCCCUCCGUCGUCCUCAGCGCUCCACCCCGGCGUCUGUGGCAGCCAUUCCUAUGGCUGCGCGACCGCGCUUUUGUCGCCGCGGGAUCUCGACAUCUGACACAGGAGAACAACGGUUGGAGCGCUGCACAACUGUGGCGAAUGGGCGAUCCUUCAUCAGCACUACGCAGAAGACGGGCACCAAGAGGAAGAAGGCACCAUGCCCACAGCUGAUGGAAGAAAUUAUUAUGGAAAUCCUGUUGCGCCUGCCUGUCAAGUCCCUCCUGCGGUUCAGGUCUGUGUGCAAGGCCUGGCGAGCCAUGAUCAAUAACCCCAUGUUUAUCCGCGAUCACCUGCGCCAUUCUGCCUCCAAGUGGGAACAGAGCCCGUGCUUCAUCGUCAGCCCACACACCCUGGACAGAAUCAUCCCUGACGAGCUCUGGCCAACCACCUUCUCCAAUCACUUCCCCUUCUAUCAAUGGCAGCUGCAACCCAAUAAUAAUGUGGCCACCUUCUUGGACUCCAAGGACUUCCCUGGCCAGUUCAAAAGGCUGCGCCACUUCAUGCACUGCGAUGGCCUGGUUUUUGCUCCCACUGAUUCCAGCCUCUACCUCUUCAACCCAGCCACCAGGGAGGCCAUCACUCUGCCCAACAGUCGCCGCAACAAUCUACGAGCAGGUGGAAGAGGCAGCUGCUAUUGUGCAGGUUUCGGCCUUGACCCACGCACCGGCAAGUACAAGGUGGUCCAGGCCUUCUACCGCUCACUAGAUCCCGACACAGGAAUGGGCACAGACAUGGGCAUGGAGGUGUUCACCGUUGCUGGCGACGACGGUGGUGCUUGGAGGGAGAUUACGAGCAAUCCUCCGUACCCUGCCAAGAUAAUCCAGACCGCCAAGGCCGUUGGUGGGUUCAUGUUCUGGCGCCUCGCCAACCGCCAACUUGAGCAGACACUAAGCGGGAUCCUUCAUCUUAGUCUGGAAGAAGAGGAGUUUGGGAUCACUGGGGUGCCAGCUCAUUUGACUCCUGAUGAAAAAUUCACGCUGGACGUGCUACGUGGCCGGGAUCUUUGUCUGACGUCCCACACCGAUGACACAUUGUUUAUAUGGAUAUUACCUGUAGCAGAUAAGGGCUUGAACACACUAUGGGAGUGGCAUUACGCCAUCCAGCUCUCAGGUCUUUGCCGUACAAUGGCUCUUCCUCCUUUCAGCGACGGAAUCAUCUUGUACGAUACUGAAAAUAUAUGCUGCUACGACCUGGCAACUCUCAAGCUGAGGGUAUUAUGCAAAUUGCGUCACAUGAGGUACCAGGGGGCACGCAACUGGAAAAAUCUCUUCAACUUCGAUGUCGAGCCCUUCACGGAAAGUCUUAUUCGGAUCACUUAACAGCCGAUCGAUCAUGAGAAUAACAGCUUGUGCUGCAAGUAUAUUAUCUAUUUUCGUGCUUGUUGAACUGAUAUGUAAUAAGUUGAAAGUUGUAUGCUUAGCUACUGAAUAUAUGUUUUGGUGUAUAUUUUCAGCUUAGCCAUAUAUUUA
This is a messenger RNA of Sorghum bicolor (sorghum), 1975 nucleotides long. Its product is annotated as putative F-box protein At2g02030. The coding region runs from base 518 to 1825 and encodes 435 amino acids. The transcript has 2 exons. The record is from RefSeq and is a predicted model, not a curated record. Gene Ontology annotation, molecular function: protein binding. NCBI's taxonomy places the organism in Eukaryota, Viridiplantae, Streptophyta, Magnoliopsida, Poales, Poaceae.